Messenger RNA from Pseudophryne corroboree (corroboree frog), 2398 nucleotides. RefSeq names its product ubiquitin specific peptidase 50 (gene USP50). The record is from RefSeq and is a predicted model, not a curated record. Lineage: Eukaryota; Metazoa; Chordata; Amphibia; Anura; Myobatrachidae. Bases 18 to 2315 code for a protein of 765 amino acids. The transcript is spliced from 7 exons. Gene Ontology annotation, cellular component: dendritic spine; postsynaptic density; cytosol. Gene Ontology annotation, biological process: protein K63-linked deubiquitination; endosome organization; Ras protein signal transduction. Gene Ontology annotation, molecular function: cysteine-type deubiquitinase activity.
GUUCCUGUGUAAGUGGCAUGGAUGUAACUGUAGCUACUCUCACGUCAGUGCAAUGGGCAUCUGAGGAUUACUCUGCAGUCAAAGUUGUUUCUUCUUCCUGCAAUCUCUGUGGAAGGUGUUUUACCGUGAAACGUAAAGUGAAACCAAGUGGGAGAAACAAGAGUGGACUUGUAAGACCUGUUUCUCAAGUACAAUUAUCAAAAAAAUCUAUAUUUAAUAACCUAUUAGAUGUUGACCUCUUAGAAAAAGUGAUAAAAAAGAUCAACAAAAAUGUUGGAAAAUUCCAUAGGAAUGGAAGAGAAGCUUGGAGCCUGGUGAAGGUGGAGCAGGCCAACUUACUGGAAUGGGUGGGAGACUUAUUGAGGAGCGGCUUAUUCGGAUUUGGUAAAAAACAGACAAAAGAAUCAAUGGGUCUUUCAGCGAACAGAUAUCUCAAUCUUUUCCCAAAUGGCCAACUUCAGGAUUUGUCCAGUUUAUUUUGUACAGUCGGAAACAAAAAUCUAACUACCUUGUUCCAAGAAGUAAAUCAGUGGCAAGAAGGACUUGCAUUAAACUUUAGGACAACGUAUGAGCCCACGGAAAUUCUCUGCCUUACAAAGUACAGAGUAGACAUCAGUAAUGUACAGCAUCCCAGUGACUUACGAGCUGUUUUACUGGUAGACAAGGACACUGGUUACAUUUGUAAUUUUUUUAUAUACUCCAUUUCUCAAGUUCUCAGUAAAGCAAAAUGUAUCCCACUCCUAUACAUUAUACGUAAGCUCCUUCUACCAUUCAGUAACAAAAACUACACCCUGCAGAUAGACCAUUCUGCUCAUAUAAAUGAAGCCAUCAAAGAAGAGUUGAGCAAAAUCGGUAUAAAAUUAGAGCUUGUUUCUCAGUUUGGUGGAAAAUCUGGAUCAGCGUUGAGCAGAAAGAAUCAAGGCCAUACAAAACCAUUGUUAGAUUCCAUCAAUGUGCCCGGGAAUGUUUCUGACUUGGAUGGAUAUGCCAUAUUCCCACUGAAUGCAAGAAAGUACAAUUCAGUCUUGUGUUUGGCAGUCUUUUGGCUUCUGGUUCACUUUUCCUGCAUAAAUGUUUCUGUUCUUUAUUUCCUGGAUAAUGCAGAUUUAGAAGAAUUAUCUCCAGGGGAAUUUGCACAACUUCUCUCUGAAGAGAUACAUGGGAAAUGUUCAGAUUUGGGUUUUGCUAAAGGGAAUGGUGCUGCCUAUUCUGAUGGGGAUCAGGAAACAGACUCGGACAGUGAGACAGAAUGUGAAGUUGGACCAUCUGCCACCUCCUGCAGCAUUCUGCGAAAUGAACAACUCAAGAGAAUGAAAGGAGUGACGGGCCUGCGAAAUCUGGGCAACACUUGUUAUAUGAAUGCCGUUAUACAGUGUCUUAGUUGCACCACACCAUUGGCUGAAUACUUACUCUCAUGGCUGUUUGAAACUGAUGUUGCUGGGGAUAAUAAAGAAGUUGUGAAUGCCUUUGCCAACAUUAUGGCAGACUUGUGGUUUGGAGAAGCCCAGUAUGUGUCAUCAGAAGACUUUUGGUUUGCCAUCUGUAACGUUCAUCCAUCUUUUGGGAAGAAGAGUCAACAGGAUGCCCAGGAGUUACUGAUUUACACUCUCAAUGCAUUACACGAGGACCUAACAAACAAUUUUAGCAGAAGACAUUCUACGCCCAAUAGAAGCCGCAGCUAUAUAGGAUAUAAUGUAUCGGAUUCAGUGAUUACUCGCUUGUUUCAGGGAGUUCUCAGACAGAAAACAGUCUGUUUGGAAUGUGGACACACUAGUCACAAGGAUGAUAUUUUUACUGUUCUGUCUCUUCCUAUACCACCAGGAAAUGAAACCUCCUUACAGCAAUGUCUUGAGUGCUUCUUUCAGCAAGUCAUGCUAACCUUGACAGACAAAAUAUUCUGCCCUUAUUGCAAAAUGAAACAAGAUACUUCAGUCAAAGUACGGAUUUGCAAACUUCCGAAGAUCCUAAUAUUACAUUUAAAAAGGUUUGAGUAUCAAGGUCGUGUGAAAAGAAAAUUGAAAACAAAUGUCACAUUUCCUCUGACCCAUUUAGACCUGUCUCCAUUUGUCUCAGCAGUUAAAGUAAAACACUCCAUGUACAGCUUAUAUGCUGUAGUGAAUCAUUCCGGAGAGUUAGAUUUUGGCCAUUACACUGCGUACUGCAAACAUCCUGGGACCAAAGAGUGGAAUGCCUUUGAUGACAUGAAGCAUUUCAGCAUUGCAGAAUCCACAGUGCAAACCCCUUUGGCUUACAUGCUGUUUUAUACUAGCCAGACGUUCAACUCGCCAAAAAAGACAUCAUCUUGCCCUGUAUAAAGAUAAUGAAUACGGAGGCCUCCUAAUGUUUUUCUGUCUGACUUUAGCCACCAUGACUCAUAUUAAAUAAGUAAGCACCAAGA